Molecule: messenger RNA, 583 nt
Organism: Haplochromis burtoni (Burton's mouthbrooder)
Lineage: Eukaryota; Metazoa; Chordata; Actinopteri; Cichliformes; Cichlidae
Gene: pvalb9
Product: parvalbumin 9
Exons: 5
Coding region: 244-573 (109 amino acids)
Cellular component (GO): nucleus; cytoplasm
Molecular function (GO): calcium ion binding
Source: RefSeq, a predicted model, not a curated record
AGAGAGAGUAGGAGAAUGUGCAGCGGAUAUAAACCGUAAAGGUUAAUUGGACAGGUGAGCGGGUGAGGAACACGAGACGGAGGCGGCUGGCUGCGGGAGAAUUUGAUCCUCGGACAGAUUGGAAACUCAAGCAUCGCACUCGUCGUAUAUAAGGCAGAGCCAGCUGUCGGCAGCCACCAAAGAGUCUUAUUUGCUGCUGCUGCUGCUGCUUUUGGACCCGGACCGAGGCAACUGCGGACCAACAUGUCACUCACAUCCAUUCUUUCCGCUGACGACAUCCAAAAUGCCAUUAAGGACUGUGAAGCUCCGGACACUUUCUGCUACAAGAAGUUCUUUAAGCUGUGCGGCCUGUCCUCAAAGACACCCAAGGAGGUCAAAGAUGUGUUCCAGAUCCUCGACGAGGACAACAGCGGCUACAUCGAGCACUCUGAGCUCAAGUUUUUUCUGCAGCGGUUUAUCCCCAGUGCACGGACACUGACUGACGCAGAAACCAAGAGCUUCAUCUCAGCAGCUGAUGAUGACAGCGAUGGCAAAAUUGGAGUAGACGAAUUCCAAUCCAUGGUCCUAUCCUGAGUUUUCAGAU